AAUGCUGUUAAUCACGGAGGACGGGGAAUGGCUUUUGUGGCGAGUAAGAGCGAGUGGGAGACGGAGCAGAGAGCGGCAGAGGCAAGUGAUCUUGUUGCUUGUGUGCGUUUGCGUGUGUCAGAGCGGGGCCGAACCCCUCCGCUAUUCCCUGGCGGAGGAGAUGGAGAGGGACUCCUUUGUGGCCAAUAUUGCAGAGGACCUGGGGCUUUCUCCGAGCCAGUUGGCGGCUCGCAAGGCGCGCGUUGUGUCCGAGGGGAACGAGCGGCUUUUCCACCUCAAUCGAAACACGGGAGUGCUGACGGCAAAGGAAUCGCUGGACCGAGAGGAGAUGUGUCCGAGGAGCGAUACCUGCACCGUCUUUUUUAAGAUAGUCUUUGAAAAUCCCUUGCAGUUGAUCCCAGGGGAAGUGGAGGUUCGUGACGUCAACGACAACUCCCCAGUCUUCCCGGUGAAGGAGAUGAUUUUGGAGGUUCCUGAAACGACAUCUGCAGGAUCUCGUUUCCCUCUGCAAAGCGCCCGGGACAAGGACGUGGGCAUCAAUGGCUUGCAGAACUACAGCCUCGAGUCAAACCCGCAUUUCUCCCUCUCUCUUGGAAGCGGAGAAGGUGGAACAAAAUACGCAGAGCUGAUCUUAAUGCGGCAGCUGGACCGAGAAGAGCAGCCGCAACUGAAUUUACUCCUCACCGCCACUGACGGGGGCUCGCCACCCAAAUCGGGCACGGCUCAGGUAAGGAUCGUGGUGCUGGAUGCCAAUGACAACAUCCCGGUCUUCGGUCGGGAGGUCUACGAGGUGCGGCUGGCCGAGAACUGUCCCCCGGGGCAGCUGGUGGUCAGAGUCGCAGCAUCGGAUCCCGACGAAGGGUCCAACGGGAAAGUGCGCUACGCCAUCUCCCGGAUAUCGGAGCGGUCGCAGCAUCUCUUCCAGCUUAACCCUGACACUGGGGAGAUCCGGGUGGCGAACAACGUGGACUUCGAGGAAGCGAAGUACCACGAGAUCGUUUUGAGAGCCACUGACGGCGGGGGUCUGUCUGCGCAUUGCAAAGUGCGGGUGGAGGUGCUGGACGUGAACGACAACGCCCCGGAGAUAACGCUCACCUCGCACUCGGCCUCCGUUCCCGAGGACGCGCCGCCCCGCACCGUGGUGGCCCUGUUGAGCGUGCGGGACCGCGACUCCGGCGACAACGGCAGGACGGAGUGCUCGAUCGACGGGGACUUGCCCUUCAGCCUCACCGCCACGGCGGAUCAGCACUACGAGUUGAGGACGACGGCGGCGCUGGACAGGGAGAGAACGGCGGAGUAUAACAUCACGGUGACGGCCGUGGACUGGGGCCGGAGGCGCCUGAGCUCGCGGACCAGCCUCUCCGUGCAGGUGUCGGACGUGAACGACAACGCGCCCGAGUUCACGCAGGAGGUUUACACCGUGUCGGUGUCGGAGAACAACAGCCCCAUGGUGCGCAUCGGCAGCGUGAGCGCCACGGACGCCGACGCGGGAACGAACGGGCGCGUGAGAUACGCGCUGGUGCGGCAGGAGGGCGCGGAGCAGCCCGCGGUGUCGGUGAACGCCGAGAGCGGCGCCGUCUUCCUCCUGCGGCCGCUGGACUACGAGCAGGUGCGCGCCUUGGAGGUGGCGGUGCGCGCUGCCGACGGCGGCUCUCCGCCGCUGAGCGCCCAGGCGGUGCUGCGCGUGGCGGUGCGCGACGAGAACGACAACGCGCCCGUGGUGCUGCACCCGCCCGCCGAGAGCAGCGGCGCGGCGGCGGGCGAGCUGGUGCCGCGCUCGGCCGAGGCCGGCUACCUGGUGGCCAAGGUGGUGGCGGUGGACGCGGACGCGGGUCAGAACGCGUGGCUGUCGUACGAGCUGUGGAAGGCGACGGAGCCGGGGCUGUUCCGCGUGGGGCUGCACAGCGGCGAGGUGCGCACGGCGCGGGCCGUGGCGGAGCGGGACGCGCCCCGGCACCGGCUCGUCGUGCUGGUGCGAGACCGCGGGCGGCCGCCGCGCUCCGCCACCGCCACCCUCGGCAUCGCCCUGGUCAGCGGCUUCUCCGACGCCCAUUUGCGGGGCGCCGAGGAGGCGCCGGCCGCCGAGCCCGAGGGGCCGCUCACCCUCUACCUCACCGUCUGCCUGGCCUGCGUGUCCGCCCUCUUCCUUGCCACCGCGGGCGCCGCCGUGGCGGCCAAGGUGCGGCGGGCCCGGCGCGGCGCGGCCGACGGCUUGCCCGCCUUCCCGCACUCCGCCCCGACCAGCAGCGCGGGCUCCCUGCCCCGCACCUCCGUCUACGACGUCUGCUUCGCCGCCGGCAGCCUCGACGGAGACUUUCGCUUCCUCGGGCCCCUCCUGCCCUGCUUCCCCGACGGGAUGCCCCCCGGCCCGCCCGAGCAGCGGAGCUCGCUCUGCUCCACGGAGGCGGCCAACCUCGGCGACGGCGGCGACCGGGCUGCAGAGGGCAGAGCUCCCAUCUCCGCAGACACGGCUCGCAGACGGGCGGAAGCGGCUUGCAUCCCAAGCCGCGGGAAGGAGCUCCUUGGCAAUUCUGAUCCAAAUCCUUGGGUCCCUCCUCAGUAAGCGACGGGAAAGGCGAGCGUGUCUGUCGUCCCUGGCCAGCGUCCUCACAGAGAAAAGAGAAUGGAGAGAACAAAACCCACAGAAAAAUGGCCAGGGAGGUACAAGACUUCUCUGUGAAAUAGCAAACCCAUUCUCCUCUUGAGCAACGUUUUCUUCGUGUAGGUGUUCUGUAACUGUGACAAGGAUGGAGGGCGAGUACUGUGUGGCAUGUUGACUACUGCGAGACUCGGUUUGCGAUUGGGAGAGUGGUGCUGCUUCUAAAUACAAAGGGAAAUAGUCUAAGCACACCUUCAAGAUAGCUUUUUCCUCAGUCACCUUUUCUUACGUCACCUUUCCUGUGUUUAUUUUUGCUUUGAGUCGACUCAAUUCUCUGCUCUCUGUGCCCUAAAAGGCCAAACACAAUAACACGCUGAAGCCGCUUUUAUUAGAAACGUCUGAGACUUAAAAGGGUCUUCGCAGUUUUACAGCGAAACAAGCUAAACUCUUUAUAGUAAAUUUGAGGCACUGUAAAAGAUAUAGCGUUAGAGCAGCUGUUUUCUUGUUCCUUCGAUAAACGGUAAUGAGCUAUAAAUAAUGUGAUAUUUGCUGUCGCUCGCACAUUUUAACAGUCAAAUGCCUGAUACCAAUGAACUCAAUAAAAGCCCACUUGGAACUCCCUCGGGUGUGUGUGGCGGAGCAAGAUGGAGAGGGACUGAGGUCUGUGGGAAGCUGAGGUCUGCGAGAUGCUGCUCAAAGCGCCUUCGUGAUGUCGACCAGUUUGGAAUCGGGGGGAAAAACUUCGGUCCGCUCCAAAAAAAGUUUUCCUUUAUUGGGAGACCCCUCCUGUUCAUCCAAGAUAACUUCUUCACCUUCCAGUUUACAAUGUUUAUGUUUGAAACACUUGCAAUUAACACUUGAAUGGUGCCUUUAAUGGCCCAUCACUGGGUGUCCUUAGAUCAUA
Messenger RNA from Cuculus canorus (common cuckoo), 3503 nucleotides. RefSeq names its product protocadherin beta-15-like. Gene Ontology annotation, cellular component: plasma membrane. NCBI's taxonomy places the organism in Eukaryota, Metazoa, Chordata, Aves, Cuculiformes, Cuculidae. Bases 2 to 2563 code for a protein of 853 amino acids. Gene Ontology annotation, molecular function: calcium ion binding. Gene Ontology annotation, biological process: homophilic cell-cell adhesion. The transcript has 2 exons. The record is from RefSeq and is a predicted model, not a curated record.